Molecule: messenger RNA, 840 nt
Organism: Melopsittacus undulatus (budgerigar)
Lineage: Eukaryota; Metazoa; Chordata; Aves; Psittaciformes; Psittaculidae
Product: proline-rich protein 2-like
Exons: 1
Coding region: 1-840 (279 amino acids)
Source: RefSeq, a predicted model, not a curated record
AUGCCUGGCUUCGCAACGCUGCCCCCAGCCCGCCCCUCCCUCUUCGCCCCCGGCCCACAGGGCCGUUCUCGUCGGCAGCAAAGCCGCCCCUGGCCCCGGCCACCCGAGCCCGGGCGCCCUGCAGUCCUGGCCGACCGCCGGGCCCCCGCGCCCAGGUCCGAAGAGCCACGAGGGGGCACUGGUGCUGCGCCUCUUCAGCGCAUGCCUGGAUUCGCAACGCUGCCCCCCGCCCGCCCCUCACUAUUCGCCCCCGCCCCACAGGGCCAUUGCCGUCGGCAACAAGGCCAAACGCGGCCCCGGCAGCCCAGGCCCGUCCGCACCACAGGCCCGCCCGAAUGCCCGGACCCCCGCCCAGGGCUGAACAGCCAGGAGGGGGCAUUGGUACUGCGCCUCUUAAGCGUACUCCUGUCUUCGCAACACUGCCCCCUGCCAGCCCCUCCCUCUUCGCCCCCGCCCCACAGGGCUAUUGCCGUCGGCAACAAGGCCCAACACGACCCCGGACGGUCGGGCCCUGCCUCCCUGCAGGCCUGCCCGAACGCCAGGCAGCCGCGCCCGGGCCCGAACAGCCACGAGGGGGACUGGUGCUGUGCGUCUUCAGCGCACGCCUGGCUUCGCAACGCUGCCCCCCGCUCGCGCCUCACUCUUCGCCCCCAGCCCACAGGGCCGUUGCAGUCGGCAACAAGUCCUCCACGGCCACGGCCGCUUGGGCCUGGCCGCCCUGCAGGCCCGCCCAAAGGCCGGGCCACCGCGCCCGGGCCCGAAGAGCCACAAGGGGUCACUGGUGCUGUGCCUCUUCAGCGCACGCCUGGGUUCUCAACGCUGCCCCCCGCCCGCCGCUAA